AUGUCGGACAAGGUGGAGAUCAACAAGCACGGGCGACCGGGCAUGAUGAUGAUUGCGUUCGAGGAGAAGGACGUGCUGGACUUCGCGACGGGCAAGAAGACGCUCGCGGACGCGAAGGACCAGGCGGAGUUUGACAGAGUUCAAGUGAAGAUCAAGUCGAUCAUCAUGGCAUCGCUGUCCAUGGAGUUGGGGCAGCAGGUGAUGUUGAACAAGACCGGCACCGAGAUGUGGAAGUAUCUCGAGGACAUCUACGAGGGCAAGACGAAUGCGGCCACGCGGGCCAACCAGGAGAUCAUUCUGUUCAACCGCUUGCAGACGGCGAAGUGCAAGGCGGGUGAAGACGUCGGCCAGCACGUGGACAAGUUGUUCACGAUCAAGGUGCAGUUGGAGGCGCUGAAUGCGGGCUCAUUGCCGAAGGACGAACGAUUCGACCGCCUCAAGGGCAUGAUGGAGAGUGGGUCGAAGAAGAUGGACUCGCCGGAGAAGGCGAGGGACCAGAUUCUCCGCAUGGAGAGUUACAACAAGAAGGACCGUUUGCUUGGUGCAUACGGCCAAGGAUCGAGUGGUGGUGGUGGUGGUAACCAGCAAGGAGCGCAAGGGGCGACUCGAGCGGCGAAUUGGAAGCAGGGGGCUUGCUUCAAUUGCCACCAGACUGGCCAUCGCUUCAGCGAAUGUCCAGGCUUAGCCAUGGACGCGGACGUGGACGCCAAGGACAAGGUCAAGGACGUCAACGAGGUCAAGGCGGGCGUGGAGUGA
Messenger RNA from Phytophthora sojae, 756 nucleotides. RefSeq lists its product as hypothetical. NCBI's taxonomy places the organism in Eukaryota, Oomycota, Peronosporomycetes, Peronosporales, Peronosporaceae. The record is from RefSeq and is a predicted model, not a curated record. The coding region runs from base 1 to 756 and encodes 251 amino acids. The transcript is spliced from 3 exons. Gene Ontology annotation, molecular function: nucleic acid binding; zinc ion binding.